UUAACAGAAUGCUGGAUAUCACAUCCUGUCGUUUUACUGGACUUUGACCAUUACCUCAGUGUGAGACAAGGUGACUGUGAACACGCCAACAGGUCACAGGAUGCUUCAGCUGAAGAAUGAACAACCUUUGAAACCUCAACCCAGGGCCUUCCGUGCUUUGGUUUUCCAUCACGCCGUUUUCUUUCUUCUCCUAACACAUCACUGUGGAGGUCAGCCUCAGAUGGUCAGUCCAUCUCAGCCAAUAGUGGCAGUAGUUGGUGAUGACGUCAUGUUGCCAUGCCACCUGGAACCUGCCAUGGACGCUUCAGAAAUGACUGUGGAGUGGACGAGACCUGACCUGGAACCCAGAUUUGUCCACGUGUGGCGUUCUGGUGUUGAACUGGAGAAUAAGAAACAUCCGUCCUAUAUGAGAAGAACGUCACUGUCCCCCAACAGACUGAAGCAUGGAGACAUUUCACUGACACUCCCCAGAGUGAAACUCUCUGAUGAGGGAACGUACAAAUGCUUCGUUCCCACCAUCAGCAGAGAGUCUACAGUCGAGCUUGUUGUUGGUGCCGUUUCCUCACUUAACAUCAUCUUAUUGAGGCCUGGGAAUGAAGAAGGAACCAGAGCAGUGGUGUUAGAGUGUGAGUCUAAAGGCUGGUAUCCAGAGCCUGAGGUGUUGUGGCUGGACGGUGAGGGAAACCUCCUCUCUGCUGGACCUACAGAGACAGUCAGAGGUCCUGAUGACCUCUAUACUGUCAGCAGCAGAGUGACUGUGGAGAAGAGACACAGCAACAGCUUCACCUGUAGAGUCCAACAGAACAAAACCAACCAGGCCAGAGAGACACACAUACAUGUUCCAGAUGAUUUCUUCGGUGCUCCAUGUAGCAGUGCUACUCAGACAUGGAUCAUCAUCAGUUUGGCUUUGGCCUUCGCAGUUAUUGUUGCAGUUGUCUUUGUUGUGUGGAGAUGGAGACAGACAGGAAACAGCAACAAACUGAAACCUUCAACAACAGGGAGUUUAAUUAACUACACAGAGCUUCACACUCUCGUUGAUGAAAAAGGAGAAGCAGUGCAGGCCACGACAGAGAGUGUGGAGGUGAAGGAUUUGGACAAGAAAGAAGAAAACCUCAAAGUGCAGUUAAAUGAAGUAGAAGAAGAGCGCAGGGAUGUGGUGGGAGCAGUUAACUUUUUAAUGGAUCACAGGAAGGAUCUGCAGGACCAGAUCUAUCAACUUGGAUUAUUACUGCAUGAUGUGGAGGUCCAGAGGGAUGAGGUCCAGAGUCAGUGGAGAGAGAAACUGAAUGAAAACGAGCAUCUUCAGACCGACACAGAGCAUGAAACCGUAAAGAAGGAUCUUGAGAGAAAACGAAAAGACAAAGACGCAGUUUUAAAGUCAGUCAUUUGUGCAGUUAAUAUAGUGACAGAGAAGAAGAAAGCUUUAGAUGACUGCAAGGAACAAAUUAAUGGACAACUGGAGGAGAUAGAGAAUCAGAGACUCCAGUCAGACCAUUCAGAGACAUAAACACAAACCUCAACAACUGUGGCUGUCAUUUACUCUGCAGAAGACUGGAGGCACCAGAGGAAGGACAUAAUAACAAACUGUUUUUAAAUUUACCUCACAAGGACCUCUAGUGGCCAUGAGAGUUAUUACAACUGUCUGUCAGUAAGUCGGUGUAAAAGUAGGGGAGUUACUGUGGACACAAAGGAGGUCAGGACUCUCUUAAGCAGAACCACAAAAACGUUUCAAGCUCAUUAAACAGAGACAGUCAUGACCAGACAUCUCCAAUACACUGCUGUCAGACACAGACUGGAUUACACUGCAGCAGCUGUUGGCGGUGAUCAGGUGCAGCGCACGUGCUCAAUAUUACCUGGAGAGACCCCUUUCCAUUUGAUUGUAAAAUUUUACAGCAUCGUGGGUUAAUCCCAUGAACCUUUGAGUGACCACACACCUCUCCAGUUUUUAAAAUGUGCGUUUGAACUUCAUGGAAACAGGACAUUAUAUGUUUCAGUAAAGUUAAACCUGUCGCUCUAAACAACUUUCGCCUGACACGCGCCGACACACCUGACAACAGCGUCAUUAACACCAAGCUAACUCGUGGCUAAUUAAAGACAUCACUGACCUUCUGACUGAGUUUCCAGCUCCUCCUGUUGUUGGACGCGUCGUCUCGGUGUCUCUUAACUUUCGGGAACUUUUCCGACAAGGGCAGUCUCGCUGUUAAAUCCCCGGGGUUAAAAACUUCGACGCCGCCAUGAAGCGACACAUCGCGUCUGUUAGAUUCACCAAGGUGUGCGAUUUUCGGCGUCUGACGUCAGCCCUUCGGUGGGAGGCGCGUACGAUUACGAAAGUUUGAAAAAACCAAAACCUUCCUCCUCUAGAAAUGUUUGGUGCCUUGACAGAUUGAGGGUUUUGUCCCGUCAGCGGUGGACUCCGCUGUCAAUUAUGACAAGGAUUUCAAUUCCAUUUUACUUACUGAACAUUGGAGUUGGUUUAAAGGUAGACAG
Messenger RNA from Lates calcarifer (barramundi perch), 2487 nucleotides. Its product is annotated as butyrophilin subfamily 3 member A2. The transcript is spliced from 6 exons. The coding region runs from base 101 to 1507 and encodes 468 amino acids. The record is from RefSeq and is a predicted model, not a curated record. NCBI's taxonomy places the organism in Eukaryota, Metazoa, Chordata, Actinopteri, Centropomidae.